GGGUGGAUUCUUAAGAUUUGAUUUCAAUUUGGCGCUUAUUUUGUGAUAUCUUGUAAUAGUUUUAAUAAAAGUUGUCGCCUUUUAAGUGUAGUGGGAGUAGCUUAAAAGAUGGCUCACGACCGAACGAGGUAUAUAUUAUCUAUGGCUUUAGGGAAAAAUGAAGACCUAUCUUUACAAAAGGAUACGAUUGAUGCCAAUCUUGCUACGUUGGAACCCAUUGCUAUAAAUACCGUCGAUCAGGGAAGUAACUCUUCAGACUACGUGUUGCAGGAAUUACAGCCUAUAUCCCAUUAUUUAUCAGCAGAAAAUGUUAAUCAAGAUUUUCUUAAGAUUGAGGCAUCCUGCUCUAUUUCAAAUAACAAGGUUUCGAGUUGGCUAGAAACUAUUAAUAUUGACGACGUUAUUAUUGGACCUUUUGACAACACUAAUUCAGUACAAAAGGACUCAAGUGACAUCAUACUGGCAGCAACGGAAUCUAUUAGGUCAACAACAACGGAUGCACCUUUACAAAUGUUAGGUGGCGAUCAAGCAAGUCACAAAGAGUCUGUAAAUUCAGAAGAUGAUUACCCACCGCGCAUCAUUACCCAACUCUCCCUUACCCCGUCAAGGAAUCAAGUCACAAUUCAACUGUGGAGCACGUCAAAUAAUAAAAGAUACCCACUAUAAAAUAGAAUUAUUAAAAUCCUAUACAAAAAAUAUAGAAGAAACCAACAUUACAUAUAAAACCCAUUGAAUAUUACCUAAGAACUAAUAGAUCUAAGAGUCCUUUGAAACCAUUAAAACCGUAACAGUUUCAGACAAAACAAGAGAUAAAUACAACAUCCGUCGAAGAAAAUCCAAACAAUGCAACUUCACAAAUUUCAAUCUAUAAUAAUAUAGCCGGAACGUCAAUAAAACUCAUCUUAACCCAUUAACGCCUAGCGUUACCACAUGACUACGGCAAACACGUGACUACUCAAAGUGCGUGGCAUUG
This is a messenger RNA of Anthonomus grandis grandis, 973 nucleotides long. RefSeq lists its product as uncharacterized. Lineage: Eukaryota; Metazoa; Arthropoda; Insecta; Coleoptera; Curculionidae. The coding region runs from base 109 to 666 and encodes 185 amino acids. The record is from RefSeq and is a predicted model, not a curated record. The transcript has 3 exons.